Molecule: messenger RNA, 959 nt
Organism: Cydia splendana
Lineage: Eukaryota; Metazoa; Arthropoda; Insecta; Lepidoptera; Tortricidae
Exons: 4
Coding region: 41-508 (155 amino acids)
Source: RefSeq, a predicted model, not a curated record
GAGUAUUGUACUGUUGGGGUGGUAUGGUUUCGUAUGGUUUAUGGUGUUGGCCAUGUCAGAGCCAGAGACAUUGACAUGGCAUGGUUUAUUCGGUGGUCGCCCUUAUCGUGGUUGGAUUCCUGAGGUGUUCAUAUACGUCAUAUUGCCAUUUGUUGUUCUUGUGAACUUAAUCUUCUCCAUUCUGCUCGGCAAUGGAAUAUGUCAACGUCGACCAAGGCAGGUGAAAGUUUACUUCUUUUUCGGGGUGGGAAUCACCGCACUAGCGGCCCUAUUGUCCGUGGUGCUUCUCAGCUGCGACAGCGAUCAGCUGGGCCUGCACAUUUACACGGACCCCGACGCGGUUCUCGAGUUCAGGAUAGCUAAGGGACUCUGGCUGCUGUUCGGAUGUGUUCUUCAUUCGUUGUUCCUCGUGCUGGUCCACCAGACGCUCAAGAAGCUCGAAGAGAGGGAAUCCUUCGACCCCGUCCACCUGCAGGAAUUCAACGCGAAACAAGAGCAUCACGUAUAGACUAGACCAGCCGGGCUAGCACAUGAUUGACGCGACAGUAUCUCCUUAGCCUCCCACUUUAAUUUAUACACAUAGAAAAAGACGGGUAAUAGUCUAUCUCGCGCCGAGAUACUGUCGAGUCAAUCAUGUGCUUGGCCUACAGUACGGAUAUGAUGGUCGUUCUUGUCUACGUGACAGCGUGAUAAAACGGUGCCCGUUACUUUCUAUACCGCGGUGUUUGAAGAGACAGAGUGACAGAGAAAGAUGGCCGCAAUUUGCGAAAAUCGAUUUUUGCGGUUAUACAUAUAGCCCUGGUCCAUCGUUACGAGUGAUAUAGUACUAAAUAUAAGUUAUGUCAACAGUGACGUGACGUUUUUGGCUGAAAAAAUGACACCUUUGACAAUGAUAGAUCGAUAUCGUAUCGCAGUGACAUCUUAUAAGCAUUGUGCAAAUUAGGCUGUGUGUCAUAAUA